GGCUCGCCGAUGGUGGGCGCUUGGGAGCCGAUCGAUAACCUAUCUGAUCCGCACGUGCAGGAGAUCGCGAGAUUCGCUGUGGCAGAGAACAACGAGAAGACCAAUGGUGUUUUGAAACUCAGCCGCGUGGUAAGCGGCGAGAGCCAGGUGGUUGCCGGCACGAAGUAUCGCCUCAUCGUCGAGGCCGGCGGCGGCGGCGGUCCGGCGAAGUAUGAGGCCGUCGUGUGGGAUCAACCGUGGAAGAAGUUCCGCCAGCUCAUCUCCUUCCACAAAGUGAAUUACUAGAGGGUGUGAGAUUUCUAAAGAAUAAAGCUCCUUUGUAAUUUUUCUUUUGUCUGGUUUCAUGUUCAAGUUACCGUUAUGUGCUGGUAUUAUUCCUAAGUAUCGUAUAUGAUUAAAGAAAAGGGGUUUUACAUAUAUGCCACAGAAAUGUUAUAUAUUUACAUCUUUGUA
Phalaenopsis equestris is the source of this 453-nucleotide messenger RNA. RefSeq names its product cysteine proteinase inhibitor 1. The record is from RefSeq and is a predicted model, not a curated record. Lineage: Eukaryota; Viridiplantae; Streptophyta; Magnoliopsida; Asparagales; Orchidaceae. Gene Ontology annotation, molecular function: cysteine-type endopeptidase inhibitor activity.